UGUAAACACCAGCAGCACCCAUGGCCUGCAGGUCCUCCUCACCCUGUCAGCUGAGCAACGAUGUUACAAAUAAAGAACCGCAUGAGAUACAGCACGCCGGGUGUCGCCGCCGUGAAGCUGUUCUCCUCCCGCCCCGCCAAAAACCCCUCCGUGUUUCUGGACAUCGAGGCCGACAGUGAGCCUCUGGGAAGAAUAACAAUUGAGUUGAAUGCAGCUGUAGUGCCAAAGACUGCAGCAAACUUCAGAGCACUGUGCACUGGGGAACCUGGCUUUGGAUUCAAGGGAUCUGUGUUUCACAGGAUCAUACCUGGGUUCAUGUGUCAGGGGGGAGAUUUCACCGACUACAAUGGCACAGGAGGGAAAUCUAUAUAUGGGAAGACUUUCAAUGAUGAAAACUUCAAAUUAAAACACACAAGCCCAGGAACUCUUUCGAUGGCAAAUUCAGGGCCAAACACAAACGGCUCCCAGUUCUUCAUCUGUACGGCUAAAACUGAAUGGCUCGAUGGUAAACACGUGGUCUUCGGGCAGGUGAGGGACGGUAUGGACGUGGUCAUCAAGAUGGAAUCCUUUGGUUUACACGACGGUGGGGUGCUUAAGAAAAUUGUCAUCACUGACUGUGGGGAGAUUAAAUAACACUCAAAAUCACAAGUGGACUUCUGUUUGAUGACUCGCCAUGCAACAAUUUGGUAUUUACUUUAUCUUUCGUCCGGGAGAAACUGUCACAGGUGAUUUUGCUCUGCUUUAAAGGCCCUGAAACAGCCACUGAGAGCCCAAUGUCGGGAAUUUUCGCUGCUUUGUUUCAUGUUUGUAUCCUAACAACGGUUUGUAUAUCCCAGUCCUCGAUUUUCCUUUUUCCACUUUUCAUUUGACAAACACAGACUACCACCGUCAGCAGGUAUGGAUAUAUUUUUCCUAUAUGCAGAGUCAGACACAGCACUUACAGUAUAGUUAGCCGUUAAUUGUUUUUUUUUGCAUUGUGUUCUUUUUGGCACAGAUGCAAAUCUUAAAAUCUGAUAUUUCUCUGUUGAUAAUGAUGUUCAAAUAUAUUGCUUUUAUAUUGGGACUUGACCCAUUUACUUUGUGUACAAGCGCUCAGUCGUCCACCAUGUAAAAUGUUCUUAUUAUGCAAUUACUCUCCAUUUACUGCCAAAUAAAAUGACUGUUUUCAGAUUU
Messenger RNA from Trematomus bernacchii (emerald rockcod), 1173 nucleotides. It is a transcript of the gene ppifa, whose product is annotated as peptidylprolyl isomerase Fa. The coding region runs from base 61 to 633 and encodes 190 amino acids. The record is from RefSeq and is a predicted model, not a curated record. The transcript has 6 exons. NCBI's taxonomy places the organism in Eukaryota, Metazoa, Chordata, Actinopteri, Perciformes, Nototheniidae. Gene Ontology annotation, molecular function: peptidyl-prolyl cis-trans isomerase activity. Gene Ontology annotation, biological process: protein folding; protein peptidyl-prolyl isomerization.